AUGAUGUCGACUUCUGGAGAAGCUCUUGCCUCUAUUAAAUUGGAGGAAACUCAAAAAAAAAUUGAAAGUGACCAUCCAUAUAUGAACUUCAUAAGUUUCAUAGCGCAAAACUGUCGCCAUGAUCUAUUAAUGAUGGCAUCUGUUUGUGCGCUUUCACUUUUUAAAAUUAAAAGAAACUCGGAAUGUCUAGAAGUUGGCCCCGUUGAAAAAAUCGAAACUGGACUUCUUGACUUUUGUCUCUGGAAUGAGAUUCAGCAAAUUUUUAUUGGAUGGAGAUCAAGUGGCAUUAUGGAAAUCUUUAAAGCCAACCAUCAAAACGGAAUGUUGAGAUUUUCAAAAAGAAUGGAAUGGCCCCAAGGAAUUCUGACGAUGAAGUGGAGUCCGAACCAAGAAGUUAUAGCCUUAUCAACGAAAACGGGCAUGAUUUUUGGAGAAUUUAAUGAUUGGAAGUGGGAGACUUUUGCGCAUAAAUUUCUUGAUGAGCAAACGAAAUUUAUAUGGGCGUGGGGAUCCACACUUUUGAGCUCAGUCGCAAUGAAACUUGGAUACCAACAACGUCACGUGUGGUUUUAA
This is a messenger RNA of Caenorhabditis briggsae, 573 nucleotides long. NCBI's taxonomy places the organism in Eukaryota, Metazoa, Nematoda, Chromadorea, Rhabditida, Rhabditidae. The record is from RefSeq and is a predicted model, not a curated record. Bases 1 to 573 code for a protein of 190 amino acids. The transcript has 5 exons.